AUGACUGGGAAAAGAAAACGAGGAGGAGGAUUGGGGUUGUUACAUCAUGCAAAAACAAUUACUGGAAAUAAUGGUGGUGGCUUACGUACUGGGAAAAGUCUCAAGCCUCAACAGACUCGACAAAUUAUACGACGAUUUCAUCAAUUGCAAAAGAAUAAGCAUGCGAUAUUAACGCGAUUACGACAGUUUUAUGAUAUUAGCGGGUGUAAAUACGAGGUUAUCAAACAGGAUAAACUAUACAGGGAGUCAUUUAACAGUUUCAAGAUACCGGCAAAGUAUUGUGAUAAUGAGAUAUACAAAAUUGAUAGUACCUUGAGCAGAUCAGAUUUGGUUGAAAUUCUUGCAAAAAUUGAUUCCGAGAUAGAACAACGUGGAGGCAUAGAAAAGUAUCAAACAGCGUCCGCCCAGGGCCAAACCAGUAAGCGAGGUGGAGACUCUUCAAAAAAAUUAAUUGAAUGGUUGCGCACUGAGAAAUACGCCUUUAAGAUAGGCAAUGAUGUUACUGCAUUAGAAAUUGGGUGUUUGAGUCCUCGAAACGCUAUAUCAACAAGUGGGAUUUUCACAAGCGUCAUCAAGAUUGAUUUGAAUUCACAGGAUCCUUUAAUCUUACAACAAGACUUUAUGAAGCGGCCCCUACCAAAAAACAAAACUGAGAAAUUCAAUUUGAUUUCGUGUUCCUUAGUUCUUAAUUUUGUUCCUUCGCAUGAAGAAAGAGGCAAGAUGUUGAAGAGGAUAACAAAGUUUUUAAAGGAGCCCAAGGAUGAUAAUCUGAUUAUGAGUAGUUUGUUUUUGGUAUUACCACUCCCUUGUGUUUCAAAUUCAAGAUAUUUCGAUAAUACCCAACUCUUGAAAAUCAUGGAAUCAAUUGGAUUUGAACAAACAUUUUACCAUGAAGCAAAAAAAGUUGCAUAUUGGCUAUUCGAUUGGAAUGGGAAACUCAAAAGAGCAAGAUUCUCCAAAAGAGAGUUACAUUCAAGAUCAAAUGGUAACAAUUUUUGUAUUACUAUAUAA
Messenger RNA from Lodderomyces oxycetoniae, 1011 nucleotides. Its product is annotated as 25S rRNA (adenine2142-N1)-methyltransferase. Bases 1 to 1011 code for a protein of 336 amino acids. Gene Ontology annotation, molecular function: rRNA (adenine) methyltransferase activity. The transcript has a single exon. Lineage: Eukaryota; Fungi; Ascomycota; Pichiomycetes; Serinales; Debaryomycetaceae. The record is from RefSeq and is a predicted model, not a curated record. Gene Ontology annotation, cellular component: nucleolus.